Branchiostoma floridae (Florida lancelet) is the source of this 3451-nucleotide messenger RNA. Its product is annotated as integrin beta-3-like. Gene Ontology annotation, cellular component: integrin complex; focal adhesion; cell surface. The record is from RefSeq and is a predicted model, not a curated record. Bases 457 to 2907 code for a protein of 816 amino acids. Gene Ontology annotation, molecular function: integrin binding. Gene Ontology annotation, biological process: cell-matrix adhesion; integrin-mediated signaling pathway; cell migration. Lineage: Eukaryota; Metazoa; Chordata; Leptocardii; Amphioxiformes; Branchiostomatidae. The transcript is spliced from 21 exons.
GAGCAGGAACAGGAAUCUGUUCUUUAAACAAUUAGGUCAUAUGUGAACUUCCUAAGACAUUCCCAGAGGCCGGUUCGACUACACCUGUGGGAGUUACUGAUGCUCAGAUCCCACAAACGUUACGUUACGUAAAGGUAACUACAUCGGCCGUCAGCGGCACUACCGUGCUGUCAUAUUUAUCAUAAUUCUCAGGAACGUACUACAGGUGGAGUGAACUGAACCACAAGGGUCCUGAGCGGCUGCCCUUCGAUGCCAACUCGUGUGUGUGUGACGACGUUUUCCCUGACGCUCUCGCAGUUAGGUGAUUAGUACUUGGCAACGUUUCAAAGGUGAAACGUGGAAAAUCUUCAGCACCGAUUCGCGACUAGUUAGUCCUCUGAAUUCUGAUGCUGCAGUGGUCUGGAUUCGCGACUAGAGCGGUGAAAUUUCCAUCAGGUACAGGACACCUUCCGUAGCAUGGAUCGACUCGUUCUCAACCUAGCUCUCCUGGCAGUCUGGAUUCUUCCAGCUGCGUCACAAGCAGACCGCGACUGUUGGUUCGACCCGCCUGCUAGCUGUGCAGAGUGCUUGCUGAGAGGUCCGCAGUGUGGGUGGUGCAUAGAAGUUGAUUACUCCGGGACGCGCUGUAACACCAUGGUGAACCUACAAGCUGGUGGCUGUGAUCAGGCCCGCAUCAUGAACCCACAGGGAAACGGAACUGUCUUAACACAGAACCUGCCCUUAACAGAAGCAGGCUUAAGAGGAAUACCAGCAGACGACAUUGUACAAGUGUCGCCCCAAAGGGCACACCUGGAGCUGAGACCAGGUGAGAGCGCACAGCUGAGAUUGCAGGUGCGGCAGGUGCAGGACUACCCAGUGGACAUGUACUACCUGAUGGACCUGUCCAGCAGUAUGUUCGACGACUUGACCACGCUCAGAACUCUCGGGAGCCGACUGGCCAGUACCAUGCAGCGCAUCACCAGCAACUUUCGGUUAGGUCUGGGAUUCUACGUAGACAAGACGGCGCUGCCUUACGUCAACCCUUAUACAAUCGACACAGUGUGUGCGCAGUACAACUCACCCUGUGCCCGAGUGUUCAGCUACAGAAACGCCCUCCCACUGACGACUAACAUCUCUGCCUUCACGGACACGCUGGAGCGAGAGGAGGUCGCCGUCAACAGGGACUUCCCCGAGGGAGGGUUCGACGCGCUCAUGCAGGUGGCCGCCUGUGAUGACCAAAUAGGAUGGCGGGAAGGAGCCACCAGGCUUGUAGUUUAUCCCACAGACGCCCUGUCAAAAAUGGCGGGAGAUGGAAAGCUGGCGGCCAUCUUACCUCCGAACGACGGGCAGUGUCAUCUGCAUCCGGGCACUGGAGAGUACCUGGAGUCUAACAACCAGGACUACCCAUCUAUUGGACAACUGGCGAACAUCUUGAGGCAGAAGAACAUCCAGCCUAUCUUUGCCAUAGCGGAAGACAGACGGCCCGCGGUCAGGUACAAACCGCACGUCCUGCCGACGUACCAGCGUCUUUCCCAAUUACUACCGGGUUCCACCAUGGCGACACUAGAGAGCGACUCGUCUAACAUUGUAGAACUCGUAGAAGAGGCGUACAGGCAACUGCGGUCCCAAGUGAAGCUGCAGGUCGCCAGCCCACCUGCUGAACUUCAGCUCCAGUUCACGUCUACCUGCAGGGACGGGCAGGUCACGCCAGGGGGCACUCGGUGCUCCAAUCUCACCGUUGGCGACACGGUGGAGUUUGAGGUGACCCUGACUGCUACCGGGUGCCCAAAGGACGGCCAAGCGGCUCAGUUCAGCCUCGUUCCAGUCGGCUUCGGGGGCGAGUUGACUGUGAAUGUGGACUUCCUGUGCAGUUGUGGCUGCGAGGAUUCCUCACAACCUGCCAGUCCGCACUGCUCUUCGGGAAAUGGCACGCUUGAAUGUGGAGUCUGCAUGUGCGAGUCAAACAGGUACGGGCAGCAGUGUGAGUGCAGUGCCGAGGACGAGACGAGUGCCUCCGGGGCGCAGUGCGUGGCCCCGGGCGCGGACGGGGAGUGUUCCGGGCGGGGAGUCUGCGUGUGCGGACGGUGUGAAUGCGGGGACAGGUACUCAGGACCGUUCUGUGGUUGCGACAACUUCUCAUGUGACAGGUCCAGUGGACAACUCUGCGGAGGACCGAGUCGUGGCGUGUGCAAGUGCGGCCAGUGCGCCUGCGUGUCAGGUUGGCAAGGCAACGCGUGCCAGUGCUCCUCCCGCACCGACACGUGCAUGGUGGACGGGAGAAUAUGUAACGACCAGGGGAGGUGUGAGUGUGGAAAGUGCGUGUGUAACCCAGAUAGUCCGUACGGCGGGGAGCGGUGCGACAGCUGCCCGACCUGUCCGGGACACUGUGUAGCGAACCAGGCAUGUGUCCAGUGUCUGGCGUUCCAGACCGGCCAGCUGACGUCUGAACAGUGUUCAGAACGAUGUCCACUCAACGUCACAAUAGUCCAGUCUUUACCGGACGAUAUCCUGGACAGUGCAGAGACAUGCCGUUUCCAUGACGACGAUGAUUGCAUCGUCACUUUCACCUAUGGCAAAAGUCAUAACAACGAGCUAGAGGUCACUGUCAAGAAAACUAAAGAAUGUCCAGGCCCGGUGCCUGUUCUUCCCAUCGUCCUUGGCGUGAUCGGGGGCAUCGUUCUGAUUGGUCUAGCGCUCCUGGUCCUGUGGCGCAUUCUCAUUUACCUGUAUGACAGGGUGGAGUAUCGGCGGUUUGAACGGGAACGUCAGGCGGCUAAAUUCACUUCCUCAGAGAACCCUCUGUACAAGUCAAACACAACCAGGUUCAGCAAUCCAACGUUCCGAGGGAGAAAGAGCUCAGCAAAGUUGUACGACGACGACGACCUGGGUGACGUCAUGGAGCUGACAUCCGAACAACCGAGUGCCUGACGGAAAGUGCCGAGUGUUUGCCGCAGACUGCCAAAAAUGUCGGCGAAAUUAAUAUUCCGCUCACAUUUCAUGUAAAUACGAGACAUUCUUUAGAAACAAUCGAUGUGACUUAACGAAAUAGUGACUUUGAUAACAAUUAUUAAUACAUGUAGCUUCUCUCUCAAUGCCUCAUCAUAUCAAAUUGCGUGAAGUAUAGCCAGCUCUUCUUGGAGUUUAAAAACGUUCACAGACCACAGCGACAUAAUUUAUCACUUGUUAUAUUGGUAAUCCUGUACCAGAUUUUACUCUGCGUAGUUUUGUCGGUGACAUAAUCACAAAGUAGUUUCAUGAGAGACGGAAGGGGGCGCUCUCGGCUCACAGUCCACGGGUGUUGUUACGGCGACGCUUGCUGUGAAGGACAACCAUAUAAAUUUUAAGUAUAGGAGUACUACUAUAGGAUGUCAGUAUAGCAGCCCGAGGAAAGGGACAUGCAAGUAACGUUCUGAAUCCCGAUAUCGAUGCUAUGUAACUCGUUUUGUAUUUUGACUUUUACUGAUUUGUGAUA